AUGCCUCAGUUUCCUCCACAGUAGAAUGGGGAUGCAAUAUCUGUUCUCCCUCAGCACUCACUACAGUGCUUGGCCUCUGGUGGUAAUAGUAUAGAAUUAGUACUAGUGAGAGUUCAGUAAAUUCGACUGAUAAUGUUAUUGUCCCACCCGCUCUCUCCCCCAGCUCCUCGAUUCCAGGAGCCAGCCAGGGCCUCCCCACACUGGGAAAUUUAUCUCCUGGCCCUGCUCCCAGGAUGCAGAAACCAGGAAAUGAAAGGGGAGGAGGACAAAAAGGGUGGGGGAGGAAGAGAGGAGGCUUCCUGGCUCCUCCCCUUCAGCCCCGCAGGUUAUAACAGGCUGAGGGGGAGUGGGGUCCAUUCUCUCAGUCCUUCUCGGAGCCCUGGUCCACCUGCCCCAAGCACCUGGAGGGACCGCCGAGGAGAGGCACACAUGGAGCAGACCAUCGAACAGCUGGUCCAUCAGGUGGAUUCCAGGAGAUGUGUGGGGAUCGAGGUCACCAACGGCAUGAGCUUGGAGUUUCACUCUGUCAGGACCUACUGUUACAGCGGCCACACUCACCUCCCCCCCAGCCCCAUCAUCCCGCCGAAGACCAAGAGGCACUGCAUCUUCGUGAAAACUGACGGUGCCCCCCGGGGGAGCGUGGGGCUGCUGGUCUACAAGAUCAGGUUAAACCUCAGCCUAGCCAUCCUGUUCUCCAACCCCUACGACUACAACCUGUACUCCAUAGAGUUUGCCGUGGCCCUUUAUGAGCGAGAUAUGGCGGGCACAGAGCUGGACGUCCUAUACGAUCACAUCUACAAACAGAAGGAGCAGGGAUCGUUAAAGGUGGCGAAGAGGAAGCUGGGCUCCACCCAGGAGCCCCUGGUCCUGAAGGAGAGAGGGGUUCGGGUCUCGGCCACCAUGUCCAACGACGCCAAGGCCGUGAUCAGGGUGCACGUCGGUCCCCUUUGAUAGGCAGACCACCCCACCCCACCGAUCCCCCUAGGCUGUGCCCCUUUCUUCGGUCUACCCUCGAUCCCUCCUGCUGCUCUCGUUCCCGCUCCCUCUUCAGAAUACUACUACUACUAAUAAAAUGUCUGUUAAGCGCUU
Messenger RNA from Ornithorhynchus anatinus (platypus), 1089 nucleotides. RefSeq names its product DELTA-actitoxin-Oor1b-like. The record is from RefSeq and is a predicted model, not a curated record. Gene Ontology annotation, molecular function: channel activity. The coding region runs from base 133 to 951 and encodes 272 amino acids. Gene Ontology annotation, biological process: pore complex assembly; cytolysis in another organism; monoatomic cation transport. The transcript is spliced from 2 exons. Lineage: Eukaryota; Metazoa; Chordata; Mammalia; Monotremata; Ornithorhynchidae. Gene Ontology annotation, cellular component: pore complex.